Molecule: messenger RNA, 954 nt
Organism: Platichthys flesus (European flounder)
Lineage: Eukaryota; Metazoa; Chordata; Actinopteri; Pleuronectiformes; Pleuronectidae
Gene: ndufaf3
Product: NADH:ubiquinone oxidoreductase complex assembly factor
Exons: 5
Coding region: 70-630 (186 amino acids)
Biological process (GO): mitochondrial respiratory chain complex I assembly
Cellular component (GO): mitochondrial inner membrane
Source: RefSeq, a predicted model, not a curated record
ACGAGCGGCUGGUGUCACACUGAACUCUGUCCCAGUGUGUGUGGGACCACGCCGAUUGAUUCCGCCAAGAUGUCGACCGCUGUGCUCUGUUCCAGAGUCCUUCAGAGAGCUACACAUGGGUUCGUCUUCUCCUCCAGGGCUGUGCCCGCCUCCUCCAGCCCAUUUCUGUGUCGUGCUCAUAGACUGGGGCCCAGUGAUGAUGAGAUGUACCAACGCACCACAGUGUCCGUCAUGCAGAAGGAGCCGGGCAGUGGGGUCAUGAUCCAAAGCUACAGCUCCGGAGGGUUCAACAUCGAUGGUAAUCGAGUGUUUGGACCCUGUGCUGUGCUGCCUCCUGCGAUCCUGCAGUGGAACGUUGGCAGUCAUACAGACAUCACAGAGGAAAGUGUCUCGCUCUUCCACAUGCUUGAACCAAGAAUAGAGAUCCUUGUGCUGGGAACCGGCGCACGGCUUGAACGAAUCAACCCCUCAGUCCUCGCUCUACUGAAGAGGAAGGGCAUCGCUGUGGAGGUGCAAGAUACGCCAAACGCAUGUGCAACCUUCAACUUCCUGACCAGUGAGCGGAGAGUGGCUGCUGCUGGACUGAUCCCUCCACCGGUCAGCACUGCUCUGGAAUUAACACAGGAGUAAGUCCUGUGAUAUCCUUCAGUAUCAGAUGGUGCAGCCUGUGAGAUGUUCCUCUGCACAAAGCUCCAAAAGGAGACAAACAUUCACCUCUGAUGUUUGGUUAGACAGUUAUUGUACAGAUUCAUAUGUUAAGAGCAGCCCCCUGUGUACACAUGUGUAUAUAAUUAAGGACACAGAUGCCGCAGAAUUAGACCUGAAUACAGUUCACCUGCGUUCCUAUGUAGAAAAUAUUAUUUGUAUAAAUGAUAUAUUUGAAGUGUCACAUUUACUAAUGCCUCAAAUAUCAUGUAUUUAAUGUAUUUUCAUGCAUAAAUGUAUAAGACCAUA